Molecule: messenger RNA, 2055 nt
Organism: Betta splendens (Siamese fighting fish)
Lineage: Eukaryota; Metazoa; Chordata; Actinopteri; Anabantiformes; Osphronemidae
Gene: pcolceb
Product: procollagen C-endopeptidase enhancer b
Exons: 9
Coding region: 46-1737 (563 amino acids)
Molecular function (GO): protein binding
Source: RefSeq, a predicted model, not a curated record
CUCUUCUGUUUUCCCUCUGCUUUCCUCAUCUGGAAGGGCUUCAGGAUGGAGGACAGGGUGUGGACCGUGUGCCUUCUGCUCACUUUGACGCUGGGAUGCGCCGCGGCUCAGACUCAGCCCAACGACACCAGGCCCAAUUUCAAAUGUGGAGGUCACCUGGUCACAGACUCUGGCAUCGUGGCCAGUGAAGGCUUCCCCAGUCACUACAGAGCCAACACCAAAUGCACCUGGUUCAUCACCGUCCCUGAAGGCCACGUGGUCAUGCUGUCGUUCCGCCUCUUCGACAUGGAGGCCGACCCCACCUGUCGCUACGACUACCUGGACGUGUACAACGGUCACACUCACCUGGUUCAGAAGCUGGGGCGCUUCUGUGGAACGUUCCGGCCCGGCGCCCUCAUCUCUACCUCCAACACCAUGAUGCUAGAGAUGGUGUCGGACGACGGCACCGGCGGACGGGGCUUCCUGGCCUCGUUCAGUGCGGGGAAGCCACACGUGGAAGAGAACCAGUUCUGUGGGGGUCGGCUAACCAAAUCUCAGGGUGCGGUCAAGACACCCAACUGGCCCAACUCUGACUACCCAGCAGGCAUCAGCUGCUCCUGGCACAUCUCUGUAGAACCAAGCAAUGUGAUCGAGGUGAAGUUUGAGAAGAUAGAUCUGGAGGCCGACACAUACUGUCGCUAUGACUACGUGGCGUUGUUUAACGGGGGAGAGACCGACGACUCCAGAAGGAUCGGGAAGUUCUGCGGAGAUAAAACACCAGAAACUGUGGUGACCAAUGGGAACGAGCUCCUUGUUCAGUUUGUCUCCGAUCUCAGCGUGACCUCAGAUGGCUUCAUGGCCCACUACUCCAGCGUGCCCCGCGGGUCCCGAACGCCCACCGCCGGAGGCGACUUUAUCUACGGACCUCAGACUACGUCCAUACCACAGAGAAAACCCACGAAGCCAAGCAAACCCACCAAACCAACCCCUAAAGCUAACCCUGAGGUCCAGCCCAAACCCACCAGAAAACCAUGGGUGAGGAAAACUCUACCACCCAAGCCUUUACCUAGACCCACAGCUAAGCCCAAACCAGCUAAACCCACACCUAAGGUACCUGUGAAGAAGCCCACCCCUAAACCCAAAGCCGGACCUACACCCAGGCCUCAGCCGACAGUCAAACCUACCAUCAAAGCUAAAGUCACACGUAAGUUUAUACUUAAGACCAAGCCCACCAUGAAGCCUCGCGUAAAACCAGUCAAGCCGACCCCCAAAAGUGGAACUAAACCAACAAUAAAACCCAAAAUGAAGCCCAGCACAACGGCAAAACCAAGACCAAGCAACACCGUCACAAAGAAGCCAGCUGUGAGCAAAAUACCUUUACCACUAAACCCGCUGUGCACACAGGCCUGUAAGAGGACAGGAACCCUCCAGUCCAGCUUCUGCACUCAUGACUUUGUGAUUACCGGUAAGGUUACGUCAGUGACCCCUGGUCCCGCGGGCUCAGCAACAGUUGAGGUGUUCCUCAUCAAAGACUACAGGAGAGGACGCCUUAACAUCACCAAGACAGGACCUGCCAUGACGGUCACACUGAGCACUACCUGCAAGAGAUGCCCCAGCAUAACCAGAGGUCUGAACUACGUGUUGAUGGGAGAUGUUGACGAACAGGGCAAUGGGCAUCUGAGCCCCUCCACCUUCACGCUCCUCUACAAGCCCAUCCACAGCAAAGCACUGGACAACCUCGCCCGCACAUCGUGCUGACAUCCCAGUCAAAACCAGUCAAACCGACAGACCUGACUGGGGCUUUGGAGCUUUACUGGAGUAAAGCAGCAUGUAGAGAAUGAUAUACAUUUAUAAACAGCUUUGAUCAUUCUGUUUUUUAUGUAAAUUAUAUUAUACUGUAUGUCUUGUUGUAUGUUAAACUAUCAUAAACAGAGUCUGGGCUCAUUCAUGUAUCCACUAGGCCACAUGACCCAGUAAGAUCACAGCCUGCAGCAGAGCCUCAUCCAUUGCUGUCCUGGUGUACUUCACUGCACUUGGUAUCAAACCUGGGUCAUGUAAUAAAACUUUUCCAGUCAU